Messenger RNA from Pichia membranifaciens NRRL Y-2026, 501 nucleotides. RefSeq lists its product as hypothetical. The coding region runs from base 1 to 501 and encodes 166 amino acids. The record is from RefSeq and is a predicted model, not a curated record. Gene Ontology annotation, cellular component: cytoplasm. NCBI's taxonomy places the organism in Eukaryota, Fungi, Ascomycota, Pichiomycetes, Pichiales, Pichiaceae. Gene Ontology annotation, molecular function: phosphatase activity; inositol diphosphate tetrakisphosphate diphosphatase activity. Gene Ontology annotation, biological process: protein dephosphorylation. The transcript has a single exon.
AUGUAUGUGCCGCCAGAGAACUUUGCACGGGUCUGCGAAGGUAUCUACCGAUCGUCGUUCCCGAGGAUUGAGAAUUUCGAGUUUCUCAAGAGCUUAGGGCUACGGUCGAUUUUGUGCUUGAUUCCGGAGGAGUACCCGAUUGAGAACAGCAAGUUUAACGAGAGCAACGGGAUUCGGUUUUACCAGAUAGGGUUGAGCGGGAACAAGGAGCCGUUUGUGAAGAUCAAGCCGGAGUUGGUGACCGAGGCUAUCAAGAUCUUGAUCAGCCCCGAGAACCAGCCCGUGUUGUUGCACUGCAAUCGGGGAAAGCAUCGUACAGGCUGCAUUGUGGGCUGCAUACGAAAGCUGCAGAAGUGGUCGCACAGCAUGAUCUUCGACGAGUACCGCAAGUUUGCCUAUCCGAAAGAGCGGCCGCUUGACCAGCAGUUCAUCGAGAUGUACAACGGCCAUGAGGUGGAGGACUUUGCGGUGCAGAACCGUCUGUUGCCGAUCCAGUGGUAG